GUUAUACAAUGAGCAGUACAUCAACUGCAUCUUCAAGAUUACACAAAACAAACAAAUGGUCAGCAGCCCAAGUCAACAUUCUCAAGCGUAAUACUACCUACCAAAAUACUCAUGUAUCUGCCCAAUCCAAUGAGACCCUAA
Racocetra persica is the source of this 141-nucleotide messenger RNA. The record is from the annotation of a GenBank genome assembly. NCBI's taxonomy places the organism in Eukaryota, Fungi, Glomeromycota, Glomeromycetes, Diversisporales, Gigasporaceae.